Messenger RNA from Quercus lobata, 2400 nucleotides. RefSeq names its product wall-associated receptor kinase-like 10. Gene Ontology annotation, biological process: cell surface receptor signaling pathway; protein phosphorylation. Lineage: Eukaryota; Viridiplantae; Streptophyta; Magnoliopsida; Fagales; Fagaceae. Bases 85 to 2271 code for a protein of 728 amino acids. The transcript is spliced from 3 exons. The record is from RefSeq and is a predicted model, not a curated record. Gene Ontology annotation, molecular function: protein serine/threonine kinase activity; calcium ion binding; ATP binding. Gene Ontology annotation, cellular component: plasma membrane.
UGGAAUAUCUUGUGUAGCUGUACUUCUCUUGUAACGCUGGGUAUAUAUGGUUUGCUUUGUUGGAUUGCAAGAGACGGAAAUUAAAUGGGUGUGCAAUUUGCAAUGCGUAUUACUUUCUUACUUCUUCUGAGCUAUGGAUUAUCAGAAGCAGCAGCGCCACCUAUGGCGAAACCGGGCUGUACAUAUUUAUGUGGAAAUGUUAGUAUUCCAUACCCGUUUGGAAUAAGAGCCGAUUGUUACUUUAACGACUGGUUCAAAAUCAAUUGUAGUACUGGAAAUGACAGCUUGGUUAGAGCCUUCCUUCCCAGCAUAGACAUGGAGGUGCUGGAAAUCAAAUUUCCAGAUCCGAAUAAUGAUGAUGAUUCUUUUUCUUCUCUUGAGCUAGGAAUCGUUCGAGUCAAGAUGCCAAUUAUUAUUUCUUCGAAUUGCACAAGUACGGGUCCGAGCAAUGGUGGUGUGAAUAUGAAAGGGGGUCCUUUUUACUUCUCAUCCUAUCGGAAUAAAUUUAUUUCGGUUGAUUGCAACAAUAUGGCCGUGAUGACCGGUAUUGAUCCUAUGCUGGUUGGUUGCAAUUCGGAUUGCAAUAGUGAACCCAAGAUAGACAAGGAAGCUAACUGUUCUGGCUUCAACUGCUGCCAGACCACAGUCCCUUCUGGGAUUCAAGUAUUUAAUGUAUCUUUCAAAAGUAAAGAUGAGAAAAAUAAUGGCAGCGAAAAAUGCAAAUAUGCAUUCCUAGCAGAAAAGGAAUGGUUUGACUCAGACAUAACAAAUCUCUCUUACGAAAUGCUGCUUUUGGAACGUGUUCCCGUGGUGCUGGAUUGGACAGUGUCUAACUUUACUGACAUAAAUUUCACCAAGGCAGAUAGACGGAAAGUACGUCGGGGCUCUACAGAUUACGGGGCCGUGUAUUAUUGCGGUUAUGGAUACGAAGGAAAUCCAUAUCUUAACACGGGAUGUCGAGAUAUAAAUGAAUGCGAGAAAGACAAUAAUGGAUGUCUCAACAAGUCAGCUUGUGUGAAUAUGGAAGGCAGUUACAAUUGCGACGGGCGAAAGACUCGAACAAAGAUAGCCAUUAUAGUUAUUUGUACAAGCUUUGGGGUAUUGUUUCUACUCCUUGUUACUUGGUGGUUAUACAAAGUGAUAAAGAAAGGAAACAAAAUCCAGCUCAAACAAAAAUUCUUCAAAAGGAAUGGUGGUUUGUUAUUACAACAACAAUUAUUUUCAAAGGAAAACAAUGUUCAAAAGGCAAAAUUAUUCAAUUCAAAGGAGUUGGAAAAUGCGACAGAUCGUUUUAAUGAAAACAGAAUACUUGGUAAGGGUGGACAAGGUACAGUUUAUAAAGGAAUGUUAACUGAUGGAAGAAUUGUGGCAAUUAAAAAGUGCAACAUAGUGGAUGAGGGAAAUCUUGAACAAUUCAUUAAUGAGAUUAUCAUUCUUUCACAGAUCAAUCAUAGAAAUGUGGUUAAACUACUUGGGUGUUGUUUAGAGACAGAAGUUCCUUUGCUAGUUUAUGAAUUCAUUCCUAACGGCACACUUUUUCAGUAUCUCCACGAUGAAAAUGAAGAUUUUCCAUUACUAACAUGGGAUGCGCGCUUAAGAAUUGCCACUGAAAUUGCGGGAGCUCUAUCGUACUUACACUCAGCAGCUUCACUACCCAUUUACCAUCGAGACAUAAAAUCCGCAAACAUACUCCUUGAUGACAAAUAUAGGGCAAAAGUAGCAGACUUUGGCACUUCAAGAUCAGUAGCCAUUGACCAAACUCAUGUAACCACACUAAUAUAUGGUACUUUUGGGUACUUGGAUCCAGAAUACUUUCAAACAAACCAAUUUACAGAAAAAAGUGAUGUUUAUAGUUUUGGAGUGGUCCUUGUUGAGCUUUUAACAGGAGAAAAACCAGUUUCUUCGACAAGAUCACAAGAAGGUCAGAAUCUAUCUACAUAUUUCAUUCAUUCAUUAAAAGAGAAUCGUCUUUUUGAUAUACUUGAUACUCAAUUUAGUAAGGUUGGUAAUAAAGAUGAAAUCAUGACAAUUGCUAAUCUUGCAAAAAGAUGUUUGCACUUUAAUGGAAAGAAGCGACCUACAAUGACAGAAAUCAUGAUGGAGUUGGAAGGAGUUCAAAAAAAUUCGCGUGUUCAACCAAAUUUUGAAGAACUUGAAUAUGUUGGAAAUGAAGAAAUGGGACCUUGGAAUGACGUUUCUGUUUCAAAAAGUUCAUGUUCAGAAUCAGGCACCACUUCAACAUCAAACGUCCUACCAUUUUUAUCCAUUUAAUCACUUUGAUUAAUAAAUUAUGUACUUAUUCAUUUUUGUUUCAUGUGUAAACUAUUAUCAAAUCGUGUUACUAUUUUUAAACUCCUCCUAGUACAGUAGCAAUAAUGAUAUUAUAUCAUUGUUUGGUCU